Molecule: messenger RNA, 1619 nt
Organism: Phycomyces blakesleeanus NRRL 1555(-)
Lineage: Eukaryota; Fungi; Mucoromycota; Mucoromycetes; Mucorales; Phycomycetaceae
Exons: 5
Coding region: 12-1325 (437 amino acids)
Biological process (GO): peptidyl-arginine methylation
Molecular function (GO): protein-arginine N-methyltransferase activity
Source: RefSeq, a predicted model, not a curated record
GUAUAAAAAAAAUGUCAAACGAAGCUAAUCUUCCAGGUGUAGAGCAUCGCGAUGUCCAAUACUUUGGAUACUAUGCUAUGCUUCAACACCAACAAAAUAUGCUUCAAGAUACCGUCCGCACCUCUACCUAUCAAUCUGCAAUCUUAUUGAACAAGCCCAAGUGCUUUGAAGGAAAAACUGUGAUGGACGUUGGUGCUGGCUCGGGCAUUCUUUCAUUCUUUGCUGCCCAGGCAGGUGCCAAGAAGGUUUAUGCUGUCGAAGCUUCUGGAAUGGCAAAGAAGAUGAAGAAGCUGGUUGAUACAGCUGGCAAAGAUGGAAAGAACGCGUUCAUGAAAGGCAAAAUAGAAGUCAUCAAUGCCAAGAUUGAGGAGCCCAAUUUACCUAUUCCCAAGGUUGAUACUAUUGUGUCCGAACCUAUUGGUGUUCUUUUGUUCCAUGAACGCAUGCUUGAGAGUUAUAUCUACGCAAGAGACCACUACUUGAAGCCCGGAGGAGCCUUGUUCCCUUCAAAGGGUAACAUCUAUCUUGCACCUUUUACGGAUGCCAUGCUGUGGACUGAGACCAUGGGCAAAGCUCGAUUCUGGCAGCAACAAUCAUUCUACGGAAUUGAUCUCACUUGUCUUUAUAAAGACGCUCGUGAGGAGAUGUUCGGUAUGCCCGUGGUGGGCCAUUUCGAUCCACGCAAUUUGAUUACGACACCUACAGUGUGCGAUGCAUUCCCCGUCGAUUUCUCUACUGUAACUUUAUCAGAGUUGAAAGACAUCACAAUGCCUUAUGACUGGGAGGCAGACUACACCGGCCUUAUGCAUGGCAUUGCUGGCUGGUUUGAUCUUGUCUUUGGUCCUCCUCCUUACACCACAAACCAGGAAACACUCGGAACUACUGUUGAGUUGGCCACAGGACCCAUGGCCGAACGUACUCACUGGCAGCAAGUCCGUUUCUUGUUCAAGGAACCCCUAGCAGUCAAUGCCACCCAGCGUAUCCAUGGCUGGAUGCGUUGUAUUGUUAACGAUACUCGAUCUUACACAAUCUUUGUUGAGGUAACAGUAGGAGACUCAGUUCCAUUGUCCGAUCCUUCCAAACUUGAUCCAACCACCUUUGGUGAUUCAUCUACAUCCACACAUCCCUUGGUCCGUCGUGGAAAAUGGGAGCUUCACGAACAAACAUACAACUAUAGCUACACACCCGGACAGACCGUUGACCAUAAACCCGAAUAUUCGUGCCUCUAUCAGACAGAAGCCCGUCUCGAUGAUGUACCUGAUCAGCAUGAUCUUAGUCUUGAAGCUAUGCGUAUGAUGGAUCAGUACGAAGACUUUGUCAACUAAAAACCCAAAAAGAGAGAAAGAGAGAGAAAAAGAUACUAGACCAAAGCACCCUAAAAAAAGAGAAAGCAGAAGAAUUUCACUCUGCCAACAUUUAUUUCAAUGUCACAAAACACAAAUACGCCAACACACAAACAGGCAGACAGGCAGACAGACAAAAUAUACACGCAUGAUAAAAUAACACCAUCAUUAUCACCAGCAAGCACUCCAACAUUUCUCCUAUCUCUUUCUAUAAUAUUUUUUUAACUCAAUAAAGAAACCUCCAGUUCCCUGGAUCGAUCCCUUUCAUUUCAUUUC